AUGCAGCGACUUCCUAUACCUGCUCGCUCACUUGAUAACAUAGAGCUCGUCACCAACAUCCUAGAGGAAGAAGACGACGUGGUGGCUUGCCAUCGACAACAGAUCGAAGACAACAUGGCACUUGUACAGGAGGAAAUGGGCCUCCUCACCCAAGUGGAGAUGCCAGGUGGUUCGGUUGAGUCGUAUGUCAUCAGACUAGAUCGUGUGCUCCAGCGGAAGAUCGAGUCUGUGAACAAACUGCGUGAACGGCUUUCUGAGUUCCAGCAGAGGCUGAAAGAGGAAGAGACUCUAAGCAAGACCAGACGGCUUUAA
This is a messenger RNA of Guillardia theta CCMP2712, 312 nucleotides long. RefSeq lists its product as hypothetical. The record is from RefSeq and is a predicted model, not a curated record. Gene Ontology annotation, biological process: microtubule-based movement. Gene Ontology annotation, molecular function: microtubule motor activity. The transcript has 2 exons. Lineage: Eukaryota; Cryptophyceae; Pyrenomonadales; Geminigeraceae. The coding region runs from base 1 to 312 and encodes 103 amino acids.